CACCCUAGCAAAAUGGCGCUGACACCCUUACACGCGCGUUUCUUAUUACAUAGUCGACCACAGGAAUAUUACUAAUAAUAAUAAGCGAGUUUAUUAAUUAAAUGGGUGGUAGUUUUAGUUUAAAUCCACGAAUUUAUGUACAAAAAUACAAUAAUUAAUAGAUAAUGGCCUCAAACAAGUGAAAUGCACUUAUUCCUUAAAAACAUUGUUUUAACAUCUAUGCACAAAUUAAAAGUCAUAUAUGACUACUCAAUUGCUAGGCAACAAAUGUGACGGGGGGCACUACCCGUGUUCGCCCCCUAAAGAGUGCUGCAAACAGGGAUGUUGUUAUCUACCUUCUUCCACUAUGUACAGACCUUCCUCUAUACAAUCAGCCACUGCUUUUAACCCCUUAUUUUUAGGACAUUGGUAUUUUUGGUUGGCAGUAACCGCGACGGUCACCGGUAUUCUUUGCGCCUGCUCACUAUGGAGAAAACACAGUCAGGGUAGUUCGUGUUGUGGAGAUUCCAGCAGGGAUGACAGGGCGUCCGAACCGGACUCUAACGGGUCCUGUUACGCGCCUCCACAGUACAGCAGAUGCAAUAGUUUUUACCAAGCGCCUCCACCCUAUUCCGAGGUUACUUCCAAGCCAGACCGUUACCCAGUAGUGAUAAGCUACGAAUUAGAACCUUCAAUAAAAAACACAAGUACGGGCUACCUCAUGGUUCAAUAUUUUCGAAAAUUAAUUGUAGGACCAACUGGAGAGCGUUCCUUAUCUGCCACGAGUACUAACGAUUCAAUUAACUCCAGUUUUAUAUGUAACGUAGCUAUUGAAGCCAAUACUAUAGUUCCGCCUCCGUACUCUAGUACGGCUAGUCUAGACGAAGUAGUUUGCGACAAACAGGCGAACGUCGAUCCUCGGCUGCUGCCGCACUCAGCUUCGCUGAUGCAGCAGCAGCUGCACGAAGCUGUCGUGAGCGGGGCGUCGUCCUCGUCGCCCAGCACCAGCAGCUGCGCCACGGCUGAACCCGAAAACCCCAUGCCUAAUCACCAUAUGCCUUCUUCGCAAAACGCCCUCGCCUCCGUGAAGCUUAGCAAGGAGGCGACGGCCACCAAUAAAGCUGUUGUGCCAAACGAUCAACAUUUAUAUAGUACAGAUAGAAUAGUAAACAAAAAUCAAACGAGCUGUGAUGGAACCCCCGCACACAAGCGCGGCACCAAGAGAGUCCUAAAGCAACGCAGUUCCGACUCGGAGAGCCAGGAAGAAAGUCACAACUUCGCAGACCUUCUAAACCUGUCGGUCUGCAUGCCUAGCAACGUGGUCUACCUGAACAAAACCCCCAUACACUCCAACCCGCUGCUGCAAGAGUUGCACUACAGCGUCACCAACUCCAUGACGGGCUCGGAGGUGAGCAGUCUGGCCAACUUGGACACCCCUGACUCGCCUCCAAGAGCCACCAGCCCCACGUUGGAGAUGAAGGAGCUGCUGAAUAAAAUUCAGAAGCUGCCGCAGCAUAAAGCGUUUGUUUUACCGAGUCAGGAGGCACGGCCUAGCAGGAAUUUGUUCCACAAGAUGCGUGCGAAGACUUUGUACAUGCCGCUGUCUGGUACUGUCUUAAAUAAGCCUAAGAAUCUACCAAAUGUGUCUUCAAGAAGCUGGCUGUCUCGUUCGGCUCCGAACACCCCAUGCGCAAAUUACGUGCCAAUUUUUCCGGUGCACAAAGCCACGAAUACGGUAGGUACAAUCACAGACGGAAGUCCUUUAUUGGCUGAACAAGACGACGCUGAAGACGAAGUUGCCGCGCACAGAGACGAAUGUCUUUAAUUAAUUACCACCAACAAUGGUCUGCAAAAUAGAAAAUAUCCUCCUUCUUAUAACGAUGCAGAAUAUAAAUCUGAAAAGAUCAACAUUUUUAUUUUAAGGGGGGUUUCAUUGCAGACCAGUGUAACUAAUUCCUACUGACGAAAAGUUUUGAAUUGAAUUAUAGUGCAAUUGAUAAAUCGAUAAUAUGAAUAUAUUUUUGCUGUUUUGUCAUACGCCAUAUAUUCUUAUGUAACGAAUAAAGAUUUUACGUAUCUAGAAACAUUUAUCUAUUUAUUUACAAAUCGUCCUUGUAUGUUCCUAUAUUGCCAUUCAGCUGCACCCCAUCCUUCAACCCCAUUAACUUUAAAUUUACAUAGCCUUUCCACUACUUUGCUUUCCCAGUCUUUACUUAAAUAAAAGUAUGGGCAAUCCACUACAUUUACUUGAACUGUGUAUUUUUUCCCACCUGCAACAUUGAUUUCAGUAAAUAAGACAUAAAUUACAAAAAAUUUUACCAGCACAAAAAGAAAAGGCGUAGUCUUUUGGAGGUUCAGCGUUUUCUCCAUGUUGAUAUAACUGUAGAUCACAAUCAGAUACUGGGUAAAUCUUAUCAUCUUCCUUACUAUACACAUAACCCAUGGUUAAUCUAGAA
Molecule: messenger RNA, 2435 nt
Organism: Brassicogethes aeneus
Lineage: Eukaryota; Metazoa; Arthropoda; Insecta; Coleoptera; Nitidulidae
Source: the annotation of a GenBank genome assembly